AUGGAUGGAAGUGAAGCUUUUUUAGUUAAUGUGGCGACUGGCAAAGAGAUCAGCCUGACUGAUUUAAAGCCAGGCGUAGAACUUGUUUUAGGAAGAGGCACAAUGUUAGAUAUAGAAGAUCCAAGGGUGUCUCGAUCACAUGCUUUGAUUCGUCUCACUGAAGCAUCAGUUGUAGAAAUAAAGCCGGUAGCAAAAAAUCCCAUGUAUUAUUUUGAAGCAACAGAUGAAAUUGAUCUAUUUAAAAGACGUAUAAUGACCAAAAAUGUGUUUACACCUAUUCGGCAUGGAGAUAGGAUAUCGUUUCUCUCGGAAGUUCUAAUAUUUGAACUGUAUCAUCCAUCUGAAGUAAGAACGGACGAAUCAUUUGACGGUAAAACGGCUGAUAACGACAACGAUUCUUCUGAAAAUGAUGGUGUCAUUGUACCGCUUGUUCCGGACAGUUUGAAUGACGACAAGAAGACAAGCGAUUGCUCGGAAAUAAGUCCAUGUAAGAUUGUAGGCGACUCUCAGCCUAAUGAAUUGCAGUCUGCGUCCAUCGCGGAAGCACCUGAAAUUCAAUCCCCGAGAAAAAGAAUGUCAAACGAAGGAAAUGAAGCUUCGAGCUCGAAGAAAAGAGAUUCGCACGAAGUAGAGAACUCAUUGCACGCUCAUAUUUCUAGAGCAAGCGUCACUUUCUCUCCUGAUGUGUUCACUUCAACACGGCUAUCUGCUGGCCCUGAUCUGAAUGAUACUCCGCCACAGAAUAGAAUAGAAAGAUUUGAUAUUGAUGAUGGAAGUAGAGCGAAUGACAUAAGUAUGCUGAUCAGAAAGAGCUUGCGGAAGAAAUGUGUUUAUGCUGGCUCCUGCUAUAGAAGCUGUAGAGAACACAAGAAACAGUACUGUCAUCCAGGAGAUUCUGAUUAUUUGGAGUCUGACGAGGAAGAUGCUACAACAGGCAGAGACGAGAGCUCAAGUAGUAUAAACAUUUCCAAACCCAAAUGUCCAUAUGGAAAAAAGUGUUACAGACGCAAUGCUGCACAUAGAGCCCACUACUGUCACGAAGAUUUAGAAAAUACAAGUAUCGCUAACAGUUCAGCCGCUGAUCAUUCCAAUAAUAAUGCAAGGCGUUCUCGACUCAAUGUGCGCAGUGAGCAGGAACUGGAUGACAUGAUAGAUCAAACAUAUGACUACGACGACAGUUUCAUAGACGACGGGAGUGAUCUGGAAGAAGAGUCUGAAGAUUAUUCGGAGGAGGAAGAGAGUAACGACUCAAACGGAGUCUCCAGUGCAGAAUCAGACCACUCCUCACGACCUUUAAACGAUGAAAAUAAAACUCAGGGCACCAAAAAGCCAGCGCGUAAUGCGGGCUUUCGACGUGUUAUGAUAGAAACAAGCGAAGACGAAGAUUCAUGA
This is a messenger RNA of Symsagittifera roscoffensis, 1392 nucleotides long. Its product is annotated as aprataxin and PNK-like factor. Gene Ontology annotation, cellular component: site of double-strand break; nucleus. Bases 1 to 1392 code for a protein of 463 amino acids. Gene Ontology annotation, biological process: double-strand break repair. The transcript has a single exon. Gene Ontology annotation, molecular function: DNA-(apurinic or apyrimidinic site) endonuclease activity; 3'-5' exonuclease activity; protein binding. The record is from RefSeq and is a predicted model, not a curated record. Lineage: Eukaryota; Metazoa; Xenacoelomorpha; Acoela; Convolutidae.